This is a messenger RNA of Podarcis lilfordi (Lilford's wall lizard), 561 nucleotides long. The record is from the annotation of a GenBank genome assembly. Lineage: Eukaryota; Metazoa; Chordata; Lepidosauria; Squamata; Lacertidae.
AUGCUACCUAGGGGUCAUGGGAGUUGGAGGCCAGCAACAUCUGAAGGGUGCCAGCAGGAGCAGACCUUGGUAAUAUACUGCCCUGUACAAGGCCAGCAUUUGACCCCCUCUUCAAGCCCUCUUGGCACUGGCUUAAGCCAGGUGAGAAGUGCCCUCCUCAGCUGCUCACCCAGUACUGUGAUAUCGCUUAAAUGUAAAGGCAAAGGACCACUAACAGUUAAGUCCAGUCACAGACGACUCGGGGGUUGCGACGCUCAUCUUGCUUUACAGGCCGAGGGAGCCAGUGUUUGCCCGCAGACAGUUUUUCUGGCUCGUGGCCAGCAUGACGGUGCAACGGAACACCAAAAUCAGAACAGUGCAUGGAAAUGCCAUUUACCUUCCCGCCGGAGCGGUACCUAUUUAUCUACUUACACUUUUUGGCAUGCUUUCGAACUGCUGGGACCGAGCAACGGGAGCUCACCCCAUCACGGGAAUUCGAACCACGACCUUCUGAUUGGCAAGCCCAAGAGGCUCAGUGGUUUAGACCACAGCGUCACCUGCAUCCCUUGCGACAUCGCUUAA